AUGAAUACAAAUUUUUGCACAGAAAAUUGUAAUUCAAAUUCAAUCUCAAUUAUUAUUCCAGGAAGAAAUCCUGAAAUUGUUGUUAAUGAAGGCAAUGGAAUAAUUUCAACAAUUGUUCAAAAUCCACAGACUGCAUCAAAUGUUGUUGUUGCUGUUAAUGGCGAAAUAUUUACUGCAGAUUCUGGUGCUGGAGUUUACUUCAGUUUUUUUCCAUAUCAAUCUUGGGAGUUUCUUGGUGUACUUACUAAUUUAAGAAGAAGUGAUAUGUUUACUACUGGAUGGCCAUUUAUGGAAGGUAUUUCAUCUAUUCCAAGUGUUAAAAUUAUAGUAGUAAUUGAACCUGCAAAUGUAUUAUUACAGAAAUUAGAGACUAAACCACCAAUUGAUUAUAAUAAAGAAAUUGCAAGAAAGAUUGCAUUAAAUUUAUUCAGAUUUAUAGAAAGUUAUAAUAAUAAUAAUAAUAGUAAUAAUACCAAUAGUCCCUCCAAUCAAAUCCCAUUAAAUCUUCCGCAAUAUAUUCUUGAUAGAUGGAUAUCUAGAUUUGAUGAAAAAUAUAAAUUAGAUCCAUACUUUUAUAUGAAAACAAAUUAA
Molecule: messenger RNA, 591 nt
Organism: Cryptosporidium ubiquitum
Lineage: Eukaryota; Apicomplexa; Conoidasida; Eucoccidiorida; Cryptosporidiidae
Exons: 3
Coding region: 1-591 (196 amino acids)
Biological process (GO): protein import into nucleus
Cellular component (GO): cytosol; nucleus
Molecular function (GO): nuclear import signal receptor activity
Source: RefSeq, a predicted model, not a curated record